Phaethon lepturus (White-tailed tropicbird) is the source of this 732-nucleotide messenger RNA. Its product is annotated as isoprenoid synthase domain-containing protein-like. The coding region runs from base 1 to 732 and encodes 243 amino acids. Lineage: Eukaryota; Metazoa; Chordata; Aves; Phaethontiformes; Phaethontidae. Gene Ontology annotation, cellular component: cytosol. Gene Ontology annotation, molecular function: D-ribitol-5-phosphate cytidylyltransferase activity. The record is from RefSeq and is a predicted model, not a curated record. The transcript has 7 exons. Gene Ontology annotation, biological process: protein O-linked glycosylation via mannose.
AUGACGAUGAUUGAGAAUGACUGUUUUGUUCAAGCCGGCAGACUUCUGAAAACGAGGAUUGAAAUGCUGCAUGCUGUUGGCUUUACUGGCAGUCAGCAGAAAUCCGUGGAGUUACGAGCCCAUGCUCCAGCUGCCCUCACUGGGUUCAGUGUGAUUACGCUGAGGGAGAGCGCUCCAUCAGCUUACCAGAGUACUAAGGUUUUUUUCUUGAUCACAGACAACCUAUCACAACAAGUUUGUGUAAUUACCGAUGUGAAUGAAGCCAUUGCACAAGUAGGUUUUCUCCUUCACGAAUCUCUGAAAAGCCAAAUAAAAGUCGAAGCUGUAUCAGUAUCUCUAACCAAAAAUGAUAGCCAUCUACAAAACAUAUUUUCAGGACAGUGCUACAAUUUUGUUUGCGUAAAUGAUAAAAAGUUUGCCAUUCAAGAAACCCAGCAACUAGUGGAUGUGUUGGAAAAAUCAAAUAUGCCUCUCUUAUAUCCAGUUGUCCUUAUCUUGGUGCACUUGGAUAUUUCAGAAAAUAUUUCUUUCAGCAUUCUGAUGGAAGAACUAACUAGGAUCAAAAAAUUUGCAAGGGAAGUGAAAAAGAAAAAUAUUUUGGUGUAUAGUCUCCUUAUCCAAUAUAAGGACCAUUUGCUGCUUCAGGAGACAGUAAAUUCUGCCGCUGCCCUUAUCAUGGCAUUAAUAAAGGACAGAAACCCGGAGCUGAUUGGGCAGCUGUUGGUAGCAUAA